AUGCGAGCCGCCUCGAGCCUCCGCGGCUGCGUCUGCCUGCUGCUCGCCGCGAUCCUGGACCUGGCGCGCGGCUACCUGACUGUCAACAUUGAGCCUCUCCCCCCUGUGGUGGCUGGGGACGCCGUGACCUUGAAGUGCAACUUCAAGACGGAUGGUCGCAUGCGUGAGAUCGUGUGGUACCGGGUGACAGAUGGCGGCACCAUCAAGCAGAAGAUCUUCACGUUCGAUGCCAUGUUCUCCACCAACUACUCCCACAUGGAGAACUACCGCAAGAGGGAGGACCUGGUGUACCAGUCCACUGUGAGGCUGCCCGAGGUCCGGAUCUCAGACAACGGUCCCUACGAAUGCCACGUAGGCAUCUACGACCGAGCCACGAGGGAGAAGGUGGUCCUGGCAUCGGGAAACAUCUUCCUCAACGUCAUGGCUCCUCCCACCUCCAUCGAAGUGGUGGCCGCCGACACUCCCACCCCCCUCAGCCGCUACCCAACAGACACUCCAGCCCCCUUCAGCCGCUACCAAGCCCAGAACUUCACCCUGGUCUGCAUCGUGUCUGGAGGGAAGCCAGCGCCCAUGGUCUAUUUCAAACGAGAUGGGGAGCUGAUCGAUGCAGUGCCCCUGUCCGAGCCGCCACCGUCGAGCUCAGGCCCCCUUCAAGAGAGCAGGCCCUUCCGUAGCCUCCUGCACCGUGACCAGGACGACACCAAGAUGCAGAAGUCAUUGUCCCUCCUGGAUGCUGAGAACCGGGGUGGGCGUCCCUACACAGAGCACCCCUCCCGCGGCCUGACUCCGGACCCCAGCGUCCUCCUCCAGCCAACCACUGAGAACAUCCCAGAGACGGUCGUGAGCCGCGAGUUCCCCCGCUGGGUCCACAGCGCGGAGCCCGUCUACUUCCUGCGCCACAGCCGCACCCCAGGCAGUGACGGCACCGUGGAGGUGCGUGCCCUGCUCACCUGGACCCUCAACCCGCAGAUCGACAACGAGGCCCUCUUCAGCUGCGAGGUCAAGCACCCAGCACUGUCGAUGCCCAUGCAGGCGGAGGUCACGCUGGUUGCCCCCAAAGGGCCCAAAAUCGUGAUGACGCCCAGCAGAGCCCGGGUCGGAGACACAGUGAGGAUUUUGGUCCAUGGAUUUCAGAACCAAGUCUUCCCAGAGCCCGUGUUCACGUGGACGCGAGUUGGGAGCCGCCUCCUGGAUGGCAGCGCUGAGUUCGAUGGGAAGGAGCUGGUGCUGGAGCGGGUCCCUGCCGAGCUCAACGGCUCCAUGUACAGCUGCACGGCCCAGAACCCCCUGGGCUCCACCGACACGCACACCCGGCUCAUCGUGUUCGAAAACCCAAAUAUUCCAAGAGGAACAGAGGACUCUAAUGGUUCUGCCUCUGGCCCUGCUGGCGUCCGGCUCACCUUGGUGCUUGCCCUAACAGUGGUCCUGGAGCUGACGUGAAGGCGCGGCCCCUCCUCCCGCCACUCCAUCGGCACGGGCAUCUCCACGAUUGGUUUUCAUUUCUUUUCUAAACUAUUUCCAGUCUUGUUCUUAGUCUCUUUCUGUCUGUGUCUUGGCUUCUUCAAUUGGUUUAAUUAAAACAAACAGAACAAUUU
Messenger RNA from Tupaia belangeri chinensis (Chinese tree shrew), 1595 nucleotides. It is a transcript of the gene IGSF21, whose product is annotated as immunoglobin superfamily member 21. The coding region runs from base 1 to 1440 and encodes 479 amino acids. The transcript has 10 exons. Gene Ontology annotation, cellular component: adherens junction. Gene Ontology annotation, biological process: heterophilic cell-cell adhesion; homophilic cell-cell adhesion. NCBI's taxonomy places the organism in Eukaryota, Metazoa, Chordata, Mammalia, Scandentia, Tupaiidae. The record is from RefSeq and is a predicted model, not a curated record.